Messenger RNA from Hypomesus transpacificus, 2579 nucleotides. Its product is annotated as filensin. The record is from RefSeq and is a predicted model, not a curated record. Bases 153 to 2105 code for a protein of 650 amino acids. The transcript is spliced from 8 exons. Lineage: Eukaryota; Metazoa; Chordata; Actinopteri; Osmeriformes; Osmeridae. Gene Ontology annotation, cellular component: intermediate filament; cytoplasm. Gene Ontology annotation, biological process: lens fiber cell development. Gene Ontology annotation, molecular function: structural constituent of eye lens.
GCUAUUUCGCGGCCGGCAAGGGCCGGGCAUCGUUUAGUCUAGCAUGAGACUGUGGAGGGUGAGCAGCCGAGUUUUCACACGCUAAAGGUGCUGAAGGGGACCACGCACACCGGGUAUAACAUCAACCCAGGCAGCGGAACAGUGUCAACAGCAUGUUCAAGACCAGCUACCGGCGCGAAGUGCGCAAGGAAAAGUAUGAGCGCUCCGACGUCUUUGAGGAGCCCUCUAGUUCGGAUGCAUCAGCCGGUGCCUCUGCUAUCCAGGGAUGGGAGAGCCUCCAGGAGCUCAACAGCCGUUUUGCCCGUUACAUAAACCGGGCGCGGGUACUGGAGCAGCGUAACGCCGUAUUCCGUAGGCAGCUGGAAACGCUACAGCGCAUGGAGGAGGCCAGCGGCCUGGAAGAGGCCUUUACUGAGCAGAUCAAUCUCAACCGUCAGCGUAUCCGCGAGCUCUCAGCAGACCAUGCAAAACUCAACCGCGAGCUGAAAGAUGCUUGCCGUAUGCUGGAUGAGUAUACCAACAAAUAUAGAAAUGAAUGUGAAUAUCAGGAGCAACUUAGAGGCACAUUGGAACAACUCAACAAGGAAGCAGACUCUGCUCUCCUGGGCAAUCUGGAGUAUCAGAUUCAGUCCCAGUUUCUUCAGGAUGACAUCAACUCUACCAAAGACAGACACAAGAAGAACCUGGCUGAGAUCCAGACAUAUGUCAACAUUCUGCACCAGAUCAACCAGACCCUGCCCCUGAUGCCCAACAUGACAGUUGGCAUCUCCGAGGAGCAAGAGAAGCUACUGGCCCAGAGGAAGGUUCCGGGCCUACAGAGCCAGCUGGAGGAGUACAAGACUGCCCUCUGUCAGCUACAGUUGCAGAAGCAGCGACUUCAGACUGAGACCACAGGGUUGGAGCAAAGCAUAAAGAACACUCAGGAGAGCUACGAUGAUGAGAUCCAGAUGUACAACGAAAAGAUUGAUUCUCUGAGGAAGGAGAUCGAGGAGGCCGAAAAGUCCCUGGAGAGGUUAACCAACGAGUGUCGUCACCUGGCCAUGUACCAGACCUCCCUGGAGAACGAGUUGGAGAGGUACAAGAGGAUCAUCGAGAAUGAGGACAACAGGUUGAAUUCAGCGAUAAUUGGGACUCCCAUUACCCUGUUCACUACCAAUUACCGCUACACCCACACACCCAGCGCUCCGAGCAGGGGGAGAGACCUCACUCAAGCCAUCCAAGACAUUACCAAUAUCAAACCCCGUCAGAAGAACCUGGCCAAGAAGGUCAUGAAGAAGAGAGAAAUCACCCCCAAGGACGUGAUGGACAGCGGCCAGGAUGAGAAAGCGGGGGAGGCCACCGAGGACCAGAAGCGAGGACUGGCGGUGCAGGAGGAGGGAGGCGAGGGAGCCAACAGGGUGGAGCAGAGUCCCCUGUUUACGGGCGUGUCUCCCCAGGAUGUGCCGGACGGGGCGCAGAUCAGCAAGGCCUUCGACACCCUCUGCAACAUCGUCAGGGACCGCAUGCGGAAGUACAAGAGCAAGCCGGAGCCUAUCGCCGACUUUUACACCAAAGGGCGCUAUGUGCUGGUCACAGGUGACGGCAGCUACCUGCACCCCUGCUUCUACUCCUCCAGCCCCUCUGCCGGACACGUCUUUGUCACCAUCAGGGACAACAUGAUGUCCCCCUAUGACCCUUACAGCCCCUUCCCCACCCCACCUCAGCCUAUGCCUAUGCCCAUGCCUAUGCCCAUGCCAGGUCCAGGCCACCUCGAUCCAACCCUACCCUCAGAUGGAGAGAGCGGCAAAGGAGGUCGAGGGAAGGGGAAGCACAGAAAUGGAGAUCCCCAUUCCAGACCUAAGGACCCUGGUCCUACCCCACAGCCCAACCCUGCUCCAGGCCCUGGCCCCAGAGGUGGGAAGGAUGACGACGGGCGCAGGGGUCACCCAUCCAUGCCUUCCCCCCUCAGCACCAGCAGCAUGCCCCCAGACUCCAUGAGCUACGAGAAGGUGGAGCUGGUGGAGUCUGUGGAGAAAUUCUCAGAUGACAACAAGGUGAAGGGAUAUGAGCAAACAGCCAUGGUGGUGGAGACCAUGAUUGAGAAGACCAGCAAGAAGAAACACUGAAGAUGAGCCCUGUACCUGACUAGAGAUCUGGACGUACCUCUUCACCAACUUCAUCAAAAAGGCUAAAGACUGAUAUGAUAUGCGACCCUCCUAUUAAAAGAGUCUGAGAGACCAGUUGUGUUAAAUGCCAGUUCUCCAACAGAUAAAGAACCCUACUUCUAAAAUCCUAACACAUUCCUUAAUGCUCCUCAACCUGUUUGCACUCUCUGGCUCCGCAGUGCUGCUGUUGACGUUCCUGCCUAUGCCCACGCCUUACGCCUUUACUGUCUGAAAACUUGGAAGACAAAUUCCAAGCCAUGCGACUCGUCACCUAAAAAAAUGAUUUAAAAAAUGAUAAAACACAAAUGCUACCACCCUGCCAUACGUUGCCUAAUCUUCCCUUGAGAGUUAAUUUGCUUAAUUGAUUGCCAUUAACUGCCCUUAACACAGUUUUGCUGUGUAUACAAUUGUUCUGAUAAUUAAUAAAAAAUUCAA